Phragmites australis (common reed) is the source of this 1335-nucleotide messenger RNA. RefSeq names its product probable NADH kinase. Gene Ontology annotation, molecular function: NAD+ kinase activity. The transcript is spliced from 5 exons. The record is from RefSeq and is a predicted model, not a curated record. NCBI's taxonomy places the organism in Eukaryota, Viridiplantae, Streptophyta, Magnoliopsida, Poales, Poaceae. Bases 191 to 1174 code for a protein of 327 amino acids. Gene Ontology annotation, biological process: NADP+ biosynthetic process; NAD+ metabolic process.
GGAAGACGUACUUGGGUUGUCGAAGUUAGGUACCACCUCGCAAGGAAGUGACGACGAGAAGGCGAGGAGAGGCGUCACCCGCUUUGGUCGUCGACGUUGGGCCCAAGGUGUACCACCGCGCAGGGAAGUGACGAGAAGGCGAGGCGUCGCCCGCCGCCGUCUCGGCGACUCGCCGUCAGCCUCGGCUCCUAUGGCACCCCCCCGCGUGCUCCUCUUCCUCAAGCCUUUCGACGUCUACCCUCCUCACCAGUACGACGGGGCCUCGGCCUCCUCCCCCACCUACUCGCCGCCGCAACCGCGCGCAGCCAACCCCAAGAUCUUAAGUUAUCUGGCUGAUAGAUGCAGGGUUCAGAAGGACACGAUUAAUCUUUGUAAGCAAGUCCUACAGCGCAAAUCCCUUGACUGGACUUCUGUGCAGCGAGAUCAUUUGUCUCAGCCAAUACGUGAUGUGGAUCUUGUAAUCGCUGUUGGUGGCGAUGGCACUCUUCUACGAGCAAGCCACUUCUUGGAUAGCUCAGUUCCUAUUUUGGGUGUUAAUUCAGAUCCUACUUGUCCGAAAGAGGUUGAUGAGUUAAUGGAUGAAUUUGAUGCAAGGAGAAGCACGGGGUAUCUUUGUGCAGCUACUGCAGUGAACUUUGAACAGAUACUUGAUGCAACCCUUGAUGGCAGUAGGUGCCCUUUGGAGCUGUCAAGGAUAUCAGUGAAACUAAAUGGAAUUCAGCUACCAACUUAUGCUCUGAAUGAUAUAUUGGUGUCACACCCCUGUCCAGCAAGUGUGUCGCGUUUCUCAUUUAGGAAAAGAAGCAACAAUGGAGAGAGCUCGUAUUUAAUUAAUUGUAGAUCAAGCGGUCUGAGGGUCUCAACAGCUGCUGGAUCAACUGCUGCCAUGCUAUCAGCUGGAGGAUUUGUGAUGCCAUUAUCAAGCCAUGAGCUUCAGUAUAUGAUAAGGGAGCCCAUUUCACCAACAGAUGCUGACAAACCACUGCUGCAUGGUUUAGUUAAGCAAGAGCAACACAUGCUUCUUGUCUGGCACAAUGAAGAAGGUGCUGUUUAUGUUGAUGGUUCACAUGUAGUGUAUUCAAUUCAGCAUGGGGAUACACUUGAGAUCUCCUCAGGUGCUCCAACCUUAAAAGUUAUUUUGCCAGAAAUUCUGCUAAAGAAGGCAUCUUACUAGUAAAGUAACAAUAUUUUGGUGAUGAUGGUUAUUGAUCUGGUAUGAUGUUUUAGGUGGGCUGAGUUCUAGAGUACUUAUGAAGUAAAAACCGAUACUUUACAUCUUUAUGUAAUGUCUGAUAGUUAAUUUAUGCUAUCAAAUGAAAUACUAUAUUGUCAAUU